GCAGCCGCGCUGGACCCCGAGGAGGUUUUCGGGGGUUUGGAGGUUUCCGAGGAAGUCAAAAAGUCCCUCAUCCAGGACAUCCAGCUCCGCCUCGCCCCCCAGGCCCUCAAACUCAGAGCUCGCAUUGACGUUUGGUGUUUCGGAAAAGACGGAAUUGACGCCGUGAAAAAGGCGCUCCUCGCCGCGAAGGAAAAACCUGCCGAGACACCCGAAAAAGCUGCCGAUACACCUCAAAAAGCUGCCAAUACACCUCAGAAAGCUGCCAAUACACCCCAAAAAGCUGCAGAUACACCUCAAAAAGCUGCAGAUACACCCGAAAAAGCUGCAGAUACACCCCAAGAAGCUUCAGAUACACCCGAAAAAGCUGCAGAUACACCCGAGCGAGGUGUCGAUACACCCCAAACGCAGGACAUUGCCGUCAAACUUAUUGCUCCUCCGCAAUAUGUUGUUGUCACUUCUUCUUUCGACAAAGAAUCCGGAAUGCAGAAGAUCCAACAGGCAAUUAGCCGCAUUAGUCAAACCAUCAAGAGCUACAGAGGCGGGGACUUCAAACAACAAGGAGAAAUAAUGGUGUUGGGGUCGGAGGAAGACCGGCGAUUGGAAGAACUUUUGUUGGAAGUUUCGCCAUCGGAGUCGGAAGAAGAAGAAGAAGAAGAAGACGAGGGCAUGGGCCGCGUGGAGGCGGGGGUGCCUGAGGACGAGGUGGAGGAGGCCGCGCAGGAGGACUGA
This is a messenger RNA of Eimeria necatrix, 729 nucleotides long. RefSeq names its product eukaryotic translation initiation factor 2 alpha subunit, putative. The transcript has 4 exons. The record is from RefSeq and is a predicted model, not a curated record. NCBI's taxonomy places the organism in Eukaryota, Apicomplexa, Conoidasida, Eucoccidiorida, Eimeriidae. Gene Ontology annotation, molecular function: RNA binding; ribosome binding; translation initiation factor activity. The annotation marks the transcript as partial. Gene Ontology annotation, cellular component: eukaryotic translation initiation factor 2 complex; eukaryotic translation initiation factor 2B complex; multi-eIF complex.